Molecule: messenger RNA, 1261 nt
Organism: Gastrolobium bilobum
Lineage: Eukaryota; Viridiplantae; Streptophyta; Magnoliopsida; Fabales; Fabaceae
Exons: 3
Coding region: 198-1001 (267 amino acids)
Source: RefSeq, a predicted model, not a curated record
CCCACAAAGUGGGAAUCUUUGGCCUUUAAGCAACCUUUGCUCCAAGCAAUUCUGGAAGUGUUCCUUCUUUUUCCCAAUUCUUCCCUUUGGUACUUAGAAAACUUCAUUUCCUCUUAUUUUGUUCUCCUGUAAGAAUUAUAACUCUCUUGAACUUAAACACACAAAAAGAAAAGAAAAGAAAAGAGAAAAAAAAAAAAAUGCCAGAGAGAAUAGCAGUCACACAUGCAGACCUUGAACCAAGCCGAAGUAAAACAGAUUUGAGUAGCAAAACAGGUGCCUUCCUUAUGGUUCUUACAAUCCUAUUAGGCCUCUUUUGUUUCAUCCUAUGUCUCAUAGCAGAAACCACACGUUCCCAGGUGACAUGGAUGAACACAGAUGGGAAAGAAAAGGGUGCCAAUUCGGAAUGUGUAUAUAGUGGUAGUGGGAAAGUGCCAUUGUUAUGUGCUGCUUCUGCUUUUGUUGGAUUAGCAAUUGCCAUGGUCGUGGAGCAUACCUAUAUGUUGUUAGCAGUGAGUAAAUCAUCACCUUCUUUACUUACCUGCGAUCCUGAUUCUCCUUCUAUGAAGUCCCUAACAUGGCAAGCUGGGUUUUUCUUCAUUACAACUUGGAUUUGUUUUGCAGUUGCGGAGGUUUUGUUGUUGGCAGCACUUAGUGUAGAGUCAGGCCAUCUGAAGAAUUGGUCUAAGCCUAGAACAGGUUGUUAUACCAUCAAAGAAGGCUUGUUCUCUGCAGCUGGGGUAUUUGCUUUAACCACAGUAUUCCUUGCUGCUGGCUUAUACUUAACAGCUUUACGUGCACAAAGAAUGUCAGAAGAACUUGCACAUGUUAGAAGAGAGGUUCUUGAAACCUCUGCCUUUUAUGCUUCUCCACCAAGAUCACCGCAAAGACAUAUCACAUCUGUUGCAAGGGAGAACCCCGCAACCAGAGAGAGUCAGAAUGAGCAUCUAUUAUCUGUAUUUCCAACUCCUUUCAACAAAAGCUAUAACUUUAGUAUAAAUUAAGGAAACUAUAUUUGAGCCUUUGGUUGAGGCAAAUAUAAAAGGCACAUGGAAGGAAAGUGGAGUGAGGACAAAACUUUAUUUACUGUUUUACACAUCUACAUAGGGUUAAAAUUCGUUUGAUUGUGUAAAUAACUUAAAACAAAUAUGAUUCGUUAGGUACCUUAUAUGGUAUGAUAACUUUGGCCUAUUGGAUGAUGUAGAAUGCCAUGGUCAGUAAUACAGAACUUACCAGAAAAUAGGGUAACAUUCAAACCUCCUUU